GUCUUUGAGAGCAGUCAGGGCUCAGAGCACAAGGACACAGGUCAGUGAAGAUGACUCUGUCCCAGGCUGAUCGUCUGCUGGUCCUCGCGCUCUGGAAGAAGAUGGGCAGCAAUGUCGGAAUCUACGCGACCGAGGCCUUGGAGAGGACCUUCGUGGCUUUCCCCUCCACCAAAACCUACUUCCCACACUUGGACCUGAAGCCAGGCUCUAGCCAGGUUAAAGCCCAUGCCCAAAAAGUGGCCGAUGCUCUGAGUCUCGCUGCCCACCACCUGGACGACCUGCCUGGUUCUCUGUCUGCUCUCAGCGAUCUACAUGCGCACAAGCUCCGCGUGGACCCUGCUAACUUUCAGUUCUUCAGCCACUGUCUGUUGGUGACUCUUGCCCGGCACUAUCCUGGCGACUUCAGCUGUGAGAUGCAUGCCUCCUUGGACAAAUUUCUGGGUCACGUGACUUCGGCACUGGUCUCCAAGUAUCGCUGAACUGAGGAUGCACAGUAGUGGAGUCUCCAGCCAUGUCCAUCCUCAAGCUCACAGUGUUUGAGUAAACCUCCCCAGGGCCCUUAUUGCUGUCUUCUAUACAGAGGCGCACAGGAGAAAUAUACACCCAGUAUCCCAAAACAAGGUUCCAAGAAACUGGAAUUACAGAUAAGCUGGUGUCACAGACCUCAUUUCAGAGGCAACUAUCCCUUGGUCUUUUUUUGCUUUCUUUUAUUUUUUCUUUGAGAUAAAUUUUCUGUUCUCGUGU
Arvicanthis niloticus (Nile rat) is the source of this 744-nucleotide messenger RNA. It is a transcript of the gene Hbq1, whose product is annotated as hemoglobin subunit theta 1. The record is from RefSeq and is a predicted model, not a curated record. Gene Ontology annotation, biological process: oxygen transport; hydrogen peroxide catabolic process. Gene Ontology annotation, molecular function: peroxidase activity; iron ion binding; oxygen binding. NCBI's taxonomy places the organism in Eukaryota, Metazoa, Chordata, Mammalia, Rodentia, Muridae. Gene Ontology annotation, cellular component: hemoglobin complex; blood microparticle; haptoglobin-hemoglobin complex.